Leptidea sinapis is the source of this 1535-nucleotide messenger RNA. RefSeq names its product zinc finger protein 189-like. The record is from RefSeq and is a predicted model, not a curated record. Bases 41 to 943 code for a protein of 300 amino acids. Gene Ontology annotation, biological process: regulation of transcription by RNA polymerase II. NCBI's taxonomy places the organism in Eukaryota, Metazoa, Arthropoda, Insecta, Lepidoptera, Pieridae. The transcript is spliced from 5 exons. Gene Ontology annotation, molecular function: RNA polymerase II cis-regulatory region sequence-specific DNA binding; DNA-binding transcription factor activity, RNA polymerase II-specific.
AAGUGUGAUAAAAAAUCAAGAGCACCAUAUUUCCAUCUAUAUGUGCUAUCUGUGCACCACAAUGUUAAAUAAGUGUAGGAAACUGAGAAAUCAAGCUCUAAUGGCUCAAAGUGUAAUGGAGAAGUACUCUGAUAUUAAGGAAGUCCCUACAUCAGUACAAGGAACUUUGUGCAAUCUGUCUGUUCAGCAUAUUUUCUCUUGCGCACUCGAGAUUCCAAACGAACAAUUCGUAAAACAGGAGUGCGAGGAAGUGAUGGAGGAGGAAGAUCUGGAGUCGCAUGAAAUGCAAGAAGAUCUGAAUAUCGCCAACUCAGAAUCCGACGAUGAACUGCCACUUUACCGGUUGCUGAACAUGCGAGCAGUGGACCAAAUUGAUAUUGAUUGUAAUGCCAAAACUACAACUGUCAAGACUGAACCCGGCCAAAGUGAAUACGUCGAUUUUAAAACUACAGAAGAGAAAAAUGAGAGAAUUACAAAACGCAAAAAACAUAUUGCAGCAUCAAAUAGAAAACACAAAACAAAUUGUUGUAAUGUUUGCGGUAAAACUUUUAUUCAAAGAUGUCAUUUGAAUAGACAUAAGAUAACACACACAGGGGAAAAACCAUUCAGCUGUGAGGUGUGUGGGAAGGCUUUUAGGCGUUCUCAUUCUUUAGUUUUACACAGUAGAGUUCACACAGGAGAAAAGCUUUAUUCCUGUAAGGUAUGCGGUAAAGAAUUCAAUCAGUCUGGAAAUUUAUUUAGACAUAAAAGAAUACAUACAGGAGAGAAACCAUAUAUAUGCCAUGUUUGUGGAAAUAGUUUUAAUCAAUCCUGUGACUUGAAGAAGCAUAGUAGAAUACAUACAGGAGACAAACCAUAUAGAUGCGACAUCUGUGAAUCAAGUUUUACUCAAUCCGGUAACUUGAUGAAGCAUAGUAGAAUGCAUACAAGGAAAAACUAUUAGUUUCCAUCGAUCCAAUGAUUUGAUGAUGCGUCAUCAAAUCAUUGGAUACGCAAAAUCAUGCAACAGAAAACCCUUAUUCAUGUAAUAUUUGCGAGAGAAUCUCGACCACUCUUUCGACCAAUCCGAUGACUUGAAAGUACACAAAAGUGGGAAGCGUGCAGGGAUUUUAGACUUUUCUAUGAUUUGAAGAAUCCUCUAAGAGGAAUCAAUGUUCGAAAGGUAUUUUUUGACGUUGACAUCAGUUGCCAAUGCAGUGUAAUGACCCGUAUCACUACAGAUUGAUACAGAUUGAAUCAACGUUAUCAGUAUUGGGAAUGAAUUUAUUUAUCUAUUUAUACAGGGACAGAAGUGAAGUGAAAAGUUCUUCAAAAGCUUGUAGCGUUUUGCCGUCGAGGAUGACGGAAUUGAAUAGCUUCCGGAGGAUCCUGAACACAGGAGUACCACAAGCUCUCAGAAGGUCGGCUGUAAUUCCAUCAUCAUCCGGCGCCAUGUUGUGUUAAGCUGUUAUUUUGGGCAAUACUACUCCCGUACAGGCUUUAUAUAAGGGCGGAACAAAGGUUUAUCCGACAAAAUAAACAAAUGAUAAAUAUUA